CUCGGAAGCAGCUCCGGCCGCUACACGGAACCGGUGGUGUUGCGCACGCGCCCCGCGACAUGGCGGCGGUGCGCGCAUCCCCACGCCUCCGCUCCCUUCCCCUGCUGUUCUCCCAGCCAGACGCCGCCGCCACAGUCCGGCGUUGUUUCUUCUGCGCGAGCGCGAGCGCCUCCCCCUCCCCCGCGCCCAGCCGGGCCAUGGCGUCCCCAUCCUCGUCAUCCGCGGCCCCCUCCCCGUACACGACGCUCGCGGGGCGCGUGAGCUGCGAGCGCGAGAUCAAGCGCAGCAAGUUCAUCGCCAUCGCCGCUCCCGUCCCCAACGAGCGCGCCGCCAUGGCCUUCCUCGACGAGGUCAAGGAUCCAAAAGCUACCCAUAAUUGCUGGGCAUACAAGCUGGGAGAGCAAUUCCGUUACAACGAUGAUGGUGAGCCUUCUAGCACUGCUGGGAAGCCAAUUUAUUCUGCCAUCAUUUCCUCUGGCAUUGAUAUGGUCAUGGUGGUUGUGAUUAGAUAUUUUGGAGGCAUAAAAUUGGGAACUGGUGGGCUGGUGAGAGCUUAUGGUGGGGUUGCUUCUGAAUGCCUUAAAGAUGCUCCUACUUGCCUUGUGAAACCAAAGGCCCGCGUGGGUAUGGAGGUACCAUUUGAUCUGUUGGGCACUGUCUAUCAUCAGAAAUUGUUAUGCUGAUGGCCUGAUGCACGGAUGCUAUUGUUUGGUACACUAUUUUGGGAUGCCAGUAGAAAUGCUACAACUUCUUCGAACUGAGAGUUGAAGUUGAAGCAUUGUCUCUAAAUUCUGAACUCAGAACCAGUUAGCCAUGGCUGGUGCAUGGGAAACUACUAGCAAACUCUCAACUGCUCAUAGAAUGCCUAGCUAAGUGUUUCCUCUUCGGUCAUGUUAUUUCAUUAACUAAUAUUUACUGUUAGUGUUUGAACCAUGAUUUAGAACAUCUAUGUAGGGUUGUGCCAGCUGAGCAGAGUUGAACUCCUGAUUAUCUAUAAAUCAGGCUCAGUUGGCCCGAUCUACAACUGAACGAAGUUUUACUCUUUGUUUACUAAUAAUUAAGCAGAGUUAUUUGUAUUUGACAUAAUGAAAGUAGGAAACACCAUCAAUUAUGACACCAAACUGACAUCCUAGCUCCAGAUAGUUUGAAGUGAUUUCAAUUUUCUUACUUUGCUAAUGCUAGCAUGUGGGACUGGAAUGCUUAAGCAUCCAAGGUUCUGAAAGUUGAUACUGGAUUGAUAUGUGCCCCAUUGGGGGUGAUAGUGAUUUCUGGACUGUAAAGUAAAAAUAGGUUGAAACUGACUGGUUACCAAACAAAUUUCAGCAAAGCUUAGUGAACCCAUUGUCAUGUGAUCUAAAUUUUAGGUUGCAAGAGCUAACGUCAAUCUCCUGAGGUACAUGUUU
Molecule: messenger RNA, 1403 nt
Organism: Panicum virgatum (switchgrass)
Lineage: Eukaryota; Viridiplantae; Streptophyta; Magnoliopsida; Poales; Poaceae
Product: IMPACT family member in pol 5'region-like
Exons: 6
Coding region: 60-683 (207 amino acids)
Biological process (GO): regulation of translational initiation
Cellular component (GO): cytoplasm
Source: RefSeq, a predicted model, not a curated record